GCGGACCGCGGGGCGUGGCUGAACGCCGCGUGUUUCCGGCGGUAUCGGCGGAGAGCCUACAGACGCGGAGUGAUGUCUUUCGGAAGGGCAGCUAAAUAUCUCUGUGGUUUCGCGGGUGGGGCGGUGGUGUUGGCGGCGGCUGGGACUGCUGCCCUGAACGCCGAGGAGUUACUCGGACGCGCAGGAGACGCCGCGCCAGGCCGACCGUCUUGGAGGUGGAAGGGAAUCCCGGUGCUCCGAGCUGCGCAGCCGGUGCCAGCAUGGGCACCGGCGAGCAGCGGCUGGGACGACAACUGGGACAAGCGUGAUCUAGGGUCACAGAUUACAUCUAAGAAGACAGAGAAUAACAGCGAGGAAACCAGCACAGAGGUUGACAGCGGCAAGCCGAAAGCUACACGUCACAUCUUUCUGAUAAGGCACUCCCAGUACAACCUGAAUGGGAGCGAAGAUAAGGACCGGGUCCUCACUCCGCUAGGCCGGGAGCAGGCAGAGCUGACAGGCCAGAGGCUGGCCACCCUGGGGCUCAAAUACAACAUCCUGAUACACUCCAGCAUGGCCCGUGCUACAGAGACUGCCCACAUCAUCAGCAAGUAUCUCCCAGGGGUAGAGCUGGUGAGCUGUGACCUGCUGAGGGAAGGGGCCCCGAUUGAACCUGUACCUGCGAUCUCCCACUGGAAGCCUGACGCAGCGCAGUAUCAUGAAGACGGGGCACGGAUCGAGGCCGCCUUCCGGCGCUACAUCCACCGGGCGGAUGCCAAGCAGAAGGAGGACAGCUACGAGAUCAUCGUCUGCCAUGCCAACGUCAUCCGCUACUUCGUGUGCAGGGCCCUGCAGUUCCCCCCCGAGGGCUGGUUGCGCAUGGGCCUGAACAACGGCAGCAUCACCUGGCUCACGGUGCGGCCCAACGGGCGGGUGGCACUACGUGCACUGGGGGACUCUGGCUUCAUGCCGCCAGACAAAGUCACGCGCACCUAAGGCCCAAUCGGACCCUUUGUCACCUCACCCGGGGAGGGCGGUGUCUCCACCCAGUUCCCGAUGCCUGCUUGGUCUUUUCUGGCUCUUUACUGAUGAAGGGAUUAAGUCACCACGCAUGGUAUUUCAGUGUCUUACCAGCCGCUAAUGUGUGUACGCAGCACCGGCAGCACAGCGCCCCCUUCUGGCACGUCUCCAAGUGUCUUGGGAAUUUUGUCAUAUCAUUUAACUGCUUGUGCAAGAAAAACUUGUGGUCCUUUCUCUGCAAUUUGUCAUACAGAGGAAACCAAAAAGUGACAUUUGAUUGUAGUCCUUACCUACAGGAGGGGGUGGGGCAGCAGACAAUACAGCGACUAUUUUUGAACCUGUUUGUGGCCGUUUCCUCUGAGUGCCAGUUUUACAGGCCCUUUGUGCUAAACGCUUUUCUAUUUUGUGUGAUGCCAUACAUGUGGACGUUGUGAUUGCACAAUAAAGACUGACGACUCAU
Messenger RNA from Paramormyrops kingsleyae, 1459 nucleotides. RefSeq names its product PGAM family member 5, serine/threonine protein phosphatase, mitochondrial (gene pgam5). Gene Ontology annotation, cellular component: mitochondrion. Gene Ontology annotation, biological process: positive regulation of mitochondrial fission; peptidyl-threonine dephosphorylation. Lineage: Eukaryota; Metazoa; Chordata; Actinopteri; Osteoglossiformes; Mormyridae. Gene Ontology annotation, molecular function: protein serine/threonine phosphatase activity. The record is from RefSeq and is a predicted model, not a curated record.